AUGCCUUUAAGGAAAGUGAUGAAGAGUGUGCCUUUGGAGCACAUGGCUGCUAAGGGGCUGUUUAGACAUGACCUGGAUGCCAUCACUCAGUGCCAACGGGAGUGCACAUCACGCCUGGCCAUGACCAUACAGCUGGAGCAGGAGGCGUACCUGGCCGCACAUCCAGAGAUUAUAGCCGCGUUGGAACUAUAUAUAAGUUACACGUCAAGUGUUAUGAAAAGGAGAUCCGAGUUUCUUAAACAAGCUGCAGAGUAUUUUUUACGUCCCUUAGAAGAUCUGGAUGCAGAUAUAAGGAAGAGGCUCGGCGUUGGACCAGAGGAUAAUUACAACAAAGGUAAAAAAGUAUACCACAUUCGUGAUGACGAGAAAUUGAUGAACGACUUGGCGGCCAUCAUUCAGAAACACUCUCCCAAGGAACCCUGGAGUCAUGUGGAGAGUUCCGUCUCUAUACCUAAUACAGAAUCCUCUUCAUUCAUAUCCGUCAAGACUUCGGAGUCCACUCUACCUACUCCAGAGCCUGUUCCGACACCGGAACCUACUUUCGAAGAACUCAUGUUCAGGAUGGUCUCGAAUGUCGUGGACAAGGCUAUAUUCCUUCACGUGGACGACGCAAUCCUGAACUACGAUACGGCAUACGUGGAACUGUCAAAGGCCGUUGAGGCGGCUAUGGAAGUUCCGGUGGUUUUGAUUAAGGAGGACAUACAUGAGAUUCUCGAGAAGGCUUAUGAACUGUUCGAAGUGGAUAUCAUAGAAAAAGAGACAUAUGCGGCUGCAAUAGCUUGGGAGAAGCGAAUGAGGAAGAAGAUGAAGAGGUCAUUACGACGCCAGGAUAACUUUAAAGGACACGAGACUCCAACAACUCCUGUAAGCCCAUCAUCGUCGAACGAGAGCUACAAGCGGCCGCCGCCCCGCCCCUGCAGGUGCCAUCCACAAUGGCACUACAAUCGAUACGAUAAGGACCGCUUUGGCAUCUACCUGCCUCGCGACUUGCAGUAUGACGGCUUGAAUGCAACGGUGACUCCGGUGCUGUCCGAUGAGGAUGCAGAAGGACAGGGAGAGGACGUUGAUGCAGUGUCCACUGUCAGCAGGAAGUCCAUGACAAGUAGAGUCAGCGAGAAGACAGUUUGA
Pectinophora gossypiella (pink bollworm) is the source of this 1128-nucleotide messenger RNA. RefSeq lists its product as uncharacterized. Bases 1 to 1128 code for a protein of 375 amino acids. NCBI's taxonomy places the organism in Eukaryota, Metazoa, Arthropoda, Insecta, Lepidoptera, Gelechiidae. The transcript is spliced from 7 exons. The record is from RefSeq and is a predicted model, not a curated record.